UUGGUUUUUAAUCCAGAAGUCACAGUCCAGAAUUGGCACUGAGGGUCAAACGUACCUAAUUCAACGCCAGAGAGUUCAACAACGUGGCAAUAACCUUGCACCACAGCAAAGCAUAAUCCAAUUGAAAACAGUAGUGUUAAGCCCGUAUACAUAUCAGGGAACGUAAGACGUAGCUUGUGUAUUCGUGUGACUCCAUCAUGGCUUUGAAGUCGCCUGGUACAGGAGAAUGGAAGCGUACCCUCUUGUGGAUGACUUGGACUGUUAACCUCUUAAUUAAUGCAACCUACAUGGUCAUGACUUUUGCAACUUCAAACAAAAUUGUCAACAGCUACCGCCAGUUGAACCAGCUCAACUUUCAUGAAACCGCUUGGCGAGCUCCUAUUGCGGCUACGGUGCUUGGCGGCCUUAUGGUGCUCAUGUUCAACAUCAUGUCAUGCGUAAUUCUGAUUCGGAAAUCCAUCAACCGGAGUGGUCCUGGCUUUGGCUAUGGCUUCAUCAUGGCUUGGUGUUUCGUGCUGUCAUUUUUUUGCUUUCUCUGUGGACUCAUCACUUCUGGAUUCGACCCGGUGGUUAAACAAAAUCUUCGCACUCACACAAAAUGGUCCAGGAUAGACGCUGGCGCAUACGAGGGGACGACAGCCUUCUCGUUCAUCUGCGCUGGUUUUUACAUGUUUUUCUUCAUCUGUCUGGUAGUCUUCCAGGGAGGCAUCAUGAAGCAAACAGGCCUAUAUGACCCGCGGCAGGACGAGAAGCGCAAGAUGGAGAUGACGGCGCUAGCGCAACCCGGCCUUGGUAACCCUCUGGCGACGCCUCCGGGGGCGUCGAAUACCAUCUAGCUUUGUUAUCAUACACAGUUAUCUACUUUAGAAGAAUAUCCUGACCCUCGGGUGUGUCUAAACGCCACAGUCAAAAGCAUUGUGCCGACACCUUGCUGGUUGGAUGGUCAUGGGGUGUGGUGGGGUGAUUUCUGGAGAGUACAUGCUUGGACGGUACAGGGCUGACAAAAUGAGACCACACUGGCGUGCGUCCGUGAGGGGUGCUGAAGAUGGCGGUGAGUCUGCGGUGGUGUGGAUCCAUGCUGGUGGAGGCAUGGCACGUUGCGACUUCAUAACUAUUUACAUACAUAUUUAACAUUUUGUACAAUGGCACAAGGUGAGGAAGUGCAGUCGGCUUGUCAGUAUUUUCCAUUACAUUAAUUCCUGGUC
Messenger RNA from Volvox carteri f. nagariensis, 1205 nucleotides. RefSeq lists its product as uncharacterized. The record is from RefSeq and is a predicted model, not a curated record. The coding region runs from base 198 to 836 and encodes 212 amino acids. NCBI's taxonomy places the organism in Eukaryota, Viridiplantae, Chlorophyta, Chlorophyceae, Chlamydomonadales, Volvocaceae. The transcript is spliced from 5 exons.